AUGGAAACAGGUAUUACCGAUAAGAUACUCCCCAAUAGUGGUACCACUCGAAAGCGUAAUAGAGUUAUUUUAAACUGUUUGAAUUGUAAAAGAAGAAAGGUUAAAUGUGAUAGACAACUGCCGUGCCUGCGAUGUAUAAAGUCUGGACUUACUUGUGAAUAUCAACAACCUGAAUGGAACCAUAAUGCAAGUAGCGAUAUUGCUCCAUUUAAAGUACAACGGUUAGGAGGAGUAUCGCCGAAUUCUAACCAGACUACAAACCAAUCAGAACUACAAGAAUUAAAAGAGAGAAUUCGUCAACUAGAAAACAAAAACAACAACAGCAACAAUAGUUACAGCAUUGAUAAUGGGAACCUACCAUUAAAAAGGCAAACAUCUAUGUCUCAUGCAACUUCAAAAGAACAAAUAAACAAUUAUAAAUACGAUCCUAAUAAUAAUGCCACCUUCAUUGGUAUCAAUCCUUAUGCGGAUAUUUCAGAAACCAUCAAUUUUUAUAAGGAUUAUAAUUCAAUUCAUGUAUCAUCAGUAACUCGCAAAUAUAACGCUGGUCCAUUUUCUUGGUUAGCUUUAAUGAAAAAGGAUCCAGCAUUACUUCAAUCUUGGAAAAAAUUUCGACAACAAAGAUCUGCACAUUUACAAAAAUUAAGACAAGUUUCAAGAAAUGGUAAGGAACCCCCAAGUGCUAUUCCAUUACCAAAAUUCGAGAAUAAUGAAGCCAUAUUAAAUCCCGAAGAAACAAACAAAACAAAUAGUCUAUUACCUUCUGUACAAGAUGCAGAGGAAGACUUCAGAGCUAAAGCUAUCGAUAGAGAUGGUUUUAAUGAUGUUCGCCUAUAUGGAAAUAUUCAACGUACAAGUAAUUUAAGAAGUAAAAUUACAAAGAAGUCCGAAAAGAAUGAGACAGAAGAAAAUUCAACUAAAAUUGCAACGAUGAAUAAACAAGGUAUUUCAUUAGGGUUAACUGUUUAUGAAGGAACUAUUGAUAAAGAAUUGCAAUUAAUUGAGAAGAUAUCAAUGGUAUUACCCAAGCAAAAAGUAGUUUGGAAGUUAGUUAAUAAAUUUUUUGCUAAAGUGUAUCCGUUCAUGCCAAUCAUAGAUGAAACAGAAUUCAAGACGGAGAUAUCUAAAAUUGUAGGUCCUGAAGAAUAUGAUGAAACAGAUGUUGAAUUAACUGUUGAGAAACGCCUAGAUUUUGCAUACUUAGGAAUAUUGCUUACCAUAUUACGUUUGACUUAUUUAUCAUUAUUCCUGAAUAGAAAUGGUGUUAACGAAGAUAACCUUAAUACUACUGAUCCAUCAGAAGAGGCUCAAGAAUUGAAAUAUCUAUUAUCAAACCCAAUUAAUAUCACAGUUACCGAUGUGGCACAAGAAUGCCUUGAGCAGUUUGAUUUCUUAAGAAAAACAAAUUUCACUGUUUUGCAAUGUACAUUUCUUCUUAGAUUGUAUUGUAUGUUUGCUCCUGAAGAUGGUGAUGGUGCUGAUGUGGGCGAUUCUCAAACUUAUAAUGCCAUGUUGAUUCAAAUGGCAUAUUCUAUGGGGAUUAACCGCGAACCAACCACUAAUAUAUCACAUGGCCAAUGGGAUAUUCUUACAGAUGACUUGAAAAUGAAUAAUGUUCAACGUAAGAUUUGGUUUUUCUUGGUUAUUUGUGAUCUCAUACAGGGGUAUAAAUUUGGGAAUCCUUUAUGUAUUGAUAAAAAAUAUUACGAUACAGCAUUACCAUUUUAUAAACCAGGAAAUGAAAAUAUUCAAGAUGUGGAAAUGGAAAAACAUGUCAUUGGUACUUUCUCAUAUUUUGAAAGGUAUUAUGAAAAACUUGUUACUAUUCUUGAUUCCACUUUGGAUAUCAAGAAAGAUAUUAAAUUAUCGGAAUUAACAUCACAACUUACUGAUUUUGAAGUAUUUUUGGCCAAUAAUUAUGGAUCACUUAAAGAUUUUUUGAUUCCCUAUGAUAGUAAAGUAUAUAAAUAUUCAUUUGUUAAAACCAUGAAGUGCAAGAAUUAUAUCAAUAUGAGAAUGUUUCUUAAUACCAUAUUUUAUCAUUUAUUUUUAUAUUAUGAAAAACAACAAAACACAGAAUUUGCAUUUUUUUAUUUGAAAAAAGUUUUAGCAUCACAUCUUGGAGAGUUUUUCCCAAAUGUAUUUUAUUUGAUUAAUGAUAAUCAUGUUAAUUUUGGAGAAGUUGCUGAUUUAAUUCUUAAUCCAACAGUUGAAAGUAUGAUUCAUAAAGUUUCUCAAAUUAAUUUUGCACUUAUAGUAAGAUUAAACUCCAGCUUUUUUUCAAUGAGAAAUAACCCAAAACAUGCAGAGAAAAUGGAUUCAGAUGCUGGAUAUAGAAAGAAAUUUGCAAAGAUUUCCCAAGCUGCUUUACGAUUAAGAAAAGUUUCUGAUUUCUUAUUAAUGGCAAUGUCAAAAUUAAGCCGAAGAUAUUAUUAUGCAUGGAGAGUUACCAAAGCUCUUUCAUUUAUUUUGAAAUAUGCAAAUCGUGAAGAAUUGUAUUCCAAUCAAAUCAAUCAGGUUAAUUUCCUUGAUAUAAAUGAUGAACAAUUAACAGAAUUGACAAAUAUGAUAGGUAUAAGCCUUGAGAGGAAUAGUAAGGCAAGGAAACUGUCUGAUGGAGAUAUAGAUAUUCCUUCAACAACAGCAGCCACAGAGGAAGUAAGAUCAAAUUGCACACUAGAAACUGUAUCAACUUUAGGGACGAACACAAAUGUCUUUACAAAUCCGACAAUUAGUUCAUCUACAUCUAAACAUCCACAAGAUGUAAUUGAUCCAAUAUCCAUGAAACCAAUUAAUGUAGAUUCAUUAUUUGAUAAUUUUGACUGGGAGAAAGAUCUUAAUAUUAUAAAUAAUCCAGAAAUCGAUAAUUUAUGGUUACAAAUGGCACAAAUGAAAAAUGAUUCAUCUCAUUCAACAAUCAAUAAUAAUAACAACAAUAAUUAUAAUAUGCCAAUCAAUAAUAAUACUUCAAAUUCUGCAUUUAUUAAUUUGAAUAAUAAUGGAAAUUCUAUUGGUAGUGCUAAUCCAAUAACUCCGUCUAGUGUAACAAGUUCUAAUUCUGAGAGUGAUUAUAUUAGACCAGAUAGAUCUACUAGACUUUCAAGCGAUUUUGGCCUUUUUGAUACUUUACCAUUUGAAAGAUUUUUUGGCGGUGAAGGUAUGUAG
Molecule: messenger RNA, 3165 nt
Organism: Candida tropicalis MYA-3404
Lineage: Eukaryota; Fungi; Ascomycota; Pichiomycetes; Serinales; Debaryomycetaceae
Gene: ZCF14
Product: Zcf14p
Exons: 1
Coding region: 1-3165 (1054 amino acids)
Biological process (GO): positive regulation of transcription by RNA polymerase II; DNA-templated transcription
Cellular component (GO): nucleus
Molecular function (GO): zinc ion binding; DNA binding; DNA-binding transcription factor activity, RNA polymerase II-specific
Source: RefSeq, a predicted model, not a curated record